Molecule: messenger RNA, 1216 nt
Organism: Phytophthora nicotianae INRA-310
Lineage: Eukaryota; Oomycota; Peronosporomycetes; Peronosporales; Peronosporaceae
Exons: 2
Coding region: 74-877 (267 amino acids)
Source: RefSeq, a predicted model, not a curated record
GGUCAAUCCAAUUGUGUCAAAAAGCGAGGGGUACGACACUAAGCACCCAGCUCUACGUGCAGCACAAGUCGCCAUGUCCUCGACGCGGCCGAUCCCCAUAGGAAGCAGUGGCAGCCAGCGCGGCUCCCCGGUGACACGCAGCCCCAAUGGCGCCGCGAUGGUGUCACACUCGCUUCCCGCGGACAUGCACCACGUCCACCUGUCACGCUUCAUGACGACUACGAGCAGCACAAGAUCCGGCGGGCUACAGCCGCCCAGAGCGCCGCGAGUUGGCUCAAUGCCCGAGCCGAACUUCCUACAGUUAGACAGCAUGCCAGAUCUGGCGCUAGGUCCGCCCGCUGAGACCAUUGAAGAAGACUCGCCACCGGCUCGUGCACCCGCCGUCAUUCAGUUUGCUAGUUCGUGUCCAGGAGAUAUUGGAUUUUUAAGGAGAAACCCCACAAGAAGCUCAUGGACGCCCACACUAGAGCCGUAUGUGGCUGAGCAUGAAGAUUUUGAUCUUUCGAAGAGCCCAGCGCUUGCUGCUAUGUCAGCGCUACGAGAGAGGAUGCAAACCGAAGGAACUACACAGCAAGCGGGCAACGGGUCGUCAUACAGGUCUUUUAGCGCUCGCGGAGCGGCAGGAACACAGACGUCAAGGCAUUACUAUGCGUCGGACGAGUCGUCAAGCUACGCAGUGAGUGCUGAACUGUUGGAAAGACUCAGCAUCACGUCAGAGGAAGGAGAGGAGAGAGAAGACCGGGACGAGCGCUAUCGGAUGCCAGGGUACGACUUGCAGACGCCAGCAGAUCAGAGACGACGGUCGGAACGUCGCGGAUCGUAUGGUAAUGUGUCGGAUACGGGCGACACGGGUAUCUUUGAAUUCGACGACCAAUAGACUCGGCAGGCAGUGCGAUAAACAAACAGAAAUGCAACACAAACGAAUCGAAAAGUGAAGUUUGGUGGAGUGUACACGAAGUGUGAAUUGAUUGCUCGGGCAGUACCGAGCUGCUCCCCUAAGCUUACAGGGGCAAUAACGAGAAGGACAGCAAUCACGUCCACCUCGAACGGAUGCACGUGAAGUAGCGCGCCGAUACAAGCCCUCGAGUUCCGGUCGACUUGGCUGGUAGAAUUGCACCAUAUAGCUACUACAGUAGUAGCACUAGGCAGCGCAUACCGACUUGUAGACGAAUGCUAGCUGUCACAGCUAAGUAAGUACAUGUACAUGAAUCGGGUC